CUGAAGAUAUUACUACAGAAUUAAUCAGGAUUUUGACUCAAUUUAUAACAAAAUACUGUCACAAUACUGGUCUGGAUAUGCAAAAAAUCUGCAAUAUACAAAAUGACAAUACUAAUAUUGAAACAAACAGCUCUACUAUUAAUAUUGAACCUAAUAAUCGGCAACCUUUAAUUGAUACAAGUUCAAGAUAUAAUAUUACUAAACAAAAACCUAAUCGUGAACAGAGAAUAUGUAGCUAUUGUUUAGAUAAAGGGCAUAAUAUUUGUAGAUGUACUCAAUAUAAAGCUGAUUUAGUUAAUAAAGAAAAUUAA
This is a messenger RNA of Racocetra fulgida, 311 nucleotides long. The record is from the annotation of a GenBank genome assembly. Lineage: Eukaryota; Fungi; Glomeromycota; Glomeromycetes; Diversisporales; Gigasporaceae.